Molecule: messenger RNA, 1209 nt
Organism: Zychaea mexicana
Lineage: Eukaryota; Fungi; Mucoromycota; Mucoromycetes; Mucorales; Lichtheimiaceae
Product: EXS family-domain-containing protein
Exons: 4
Biological process (GO): phosphate ion transport; cellular response to phosphate starvation
Cellular component (GO): cytoplasm; plasma membrane; Golgi apparatus
Molecular function (GO): inositol hexakisphosphate binding
Source: RefSeq, a predicted model, not a curated record
GGACGUAUUUUCUUGAGCGGCUGUUUCCGAGUCGAGUUCCGUGAUUUUUUCAUUGCCGACGAGUUAAACAGUCUUGCAUAUUCAUUUUGGACCUUGUCGUACUUUUUUUGUGCUUAUUCUUGGCAAUGGACAGACUUGGGAACACAGUGUAAUAUUGCAUUAAUGUGGUAUACUCCAUUGAUCGCCUCGCUUCCUCCUUGGUGGCGUUUAUUGCAAUGCUUACGCCGUUACAAAGACUCGAACGAAAAGGUCCAUUUGGCCAAUGCUGCAAAGUAUGCUAGUAGUAUCCUCGCCACGAUUAUUGGUGCCAUUCGAAGAAUCCAUCCCGGUAGAGGAAUGGACAUUGUCUUUAUCCUGACAUGUAUUUUCAACUCAAGUUAUACAUCGACUUGGGACCUUAAAAUGGACUGGGGCUUGUUCCAGCCAGACAGUCAACACUUGUUUUUACGAGACGAAUUGGUCUUCAAACGAUGGAUCUACUAUGUCUCAGCUAUUCUUGAUGUCUGUCUACGAUUCUCAUGGACCUUGAACUUUGUACGGAUGCGUCUAAACGGAGCGAUUCUUGGAUUUAUCUUGGCAUUGUUGGAAGGAUGUCGUCGUAUCCAAUGGAAUGUUUUCCGGCUCGAGAAUGAGCACUUGAAUAACUGCGGUCAAUAUCGAGCAAUCAAGGAGAUUCCACUUCCUUUUGCGCUACGUGAAACUGUCAAACAUCCCAACGACGAUAACGACGAAGGUAACAUUCGACUCCCUCCUAAUGCUGAUGACUACAACAACAACCGUGACACGACCAUGAACGGACGUGCCACCCCACCAACACCUAUUCCUAUUGGCGAACCAACAACAACAGCCCCGAUAGUCAUAUCAUCACCACCACCAUCGCCAUCGCCUAAUCAUAUGCUUGACUCGUCUUGGAUGUCACCCAUCACACGACAGCAAUCGACGCGACACUCACAGGCAGCAGCACAAGACUCGGUCUACAGCGGAUCCUUCUAUGGUCGUCGUGAUUUUGAAAGCCGGCAUGAUCAUGACGAUGCUACUGCUGCUAAAGAAGCGGCUGGAAGCCAACAGCCGGCCUCUGCCAUUGGUAACGUGCUUACCCGGAUCCGCAGUUUUGGAGCAGCUGGAGGACAUGAUUCAGACAACAGUGACACCGAUAGAGAAGAUAACGACGAAGAUGAUGAUGACGACGACGACGAUGACGACGUUUAA